Messenger RNA from Leptosia nina, 1116 nucleotides. NCBI's taxonomy places the organism in Eukaryota, Metazoa, Arthropoda, Insecta, Lepidoptera, Pieridae. The record is from the annotation of a GenBank genome assembly.
AUGAAGUUCAUAAUUUUAAGCUUCCUAUUUCUGAGCUGCUACGCUCUCCCCAAGCAAGAGAGGAAAUUCCCCGAUGACUUCCUCUUCGGGACCGCCACAGCAUCAUAUCAGAUCGAGGGGGCUUGGGAUGCUGAUGGCAAGGGUGAAAACAUAUGGGAUCGCAUGACCCACACCAAACCAGAUGUGAUCAGAGACAAAAGCAACGGCGACGAAGCCGCCGACUCCUACCACAACUACAUACGGGAUUUGGUUCUGGCGAAUGCAAGAGCCUACCAUCUGUAUGAUCACGAGUUCCGAGCGAGUCAAGGGGGAGAGUGCGGUAUCACCAUCAGUGUCAAUUGGUUCGGUGCUUUGACAGACUCCGAGGAAGACUUGUACGCUGCUGAAAUACGACGACAGGCUGAGUGGGGCUUAUACGCUGAGCCAAUUUUCUCCGAAGAUGGAGGUUUCCCUAAGGAGUUUUCUGAAAUCGUAGCUAGAAAGAGCAAGGAGCAAGGUUAUCCCAGGUCUCGUAUGCCAGAAUUCACUCAGGAUGAGAGGGAACUAGCAAAAGGAUCAGCAGAUUUCUUCGGUGUCAACCAUUAUACUGCAUUUUUGACAUCAGCGAAUAAAUAUAAGCAGAGCUACUCAGGCCCAUCUUUAUAUGCUGAUAUGGAUAGUGGUAGUUACGUUCCACCAGAAUGGCCCAAGGCAGCGUCUAGCUGGUUGACGCAAGCACCAAACAGUAUUUACAACGUCUUGACCCACCUUAAUAACAAAUACAAUAACCCCGCUUUGUACAUUACGGAAAAUGGCUGGUCCACCACCUUGGAGGCUGGGUUGGAAGAUGACGAUAGAAUCAAGUACUACAGAGCGGCGUUGAACAGUGUUCUUGAUGCUUUAGAGGAAGGCGUCAACUUGAAGGGUUACAUGGCGUGGAGUUUGAUUGACAACUUCGAAUGGAUGGAGGGAUACUUGGAACGCUUCGGCUUAUACCAAGUGGACUUUGAGAGCCCCGAAAAGACGCGCACGCCAAGGAAAGCGGCGUUUGUCUACAAGGAGAUCAUAAGAAGCCGAGUUAUAGAUCCUAACUUCGAACCAGCUACCAGGACCAUGUCUAUUGACGAAGGAAAUUAA